Trichoderma breve is the source of this 2640-nucleotide messenger RNA. Its product is annotated as IBR domain, a half RING-finger domain-containing protein. Gene Ontology annotation, cellular component: ubiquitin ligase complex; cytoplasm. The transcript is spliced from 4 exons. Bases 1 to 2640 code for a protein of 879 amino acids. NCBI's taxonomy places the organism in Eukaryota, Fungi, Ascomycota, Sordariomycetes, Hypocreales, Hypocreaceae. Gene Ontology annotation, biological process: positive regulation of proteasomal ubiquitin-dependent protein catabolic process; protein polyubiquitination; ubiquitin-dependent protein catabolic process. Gene Ontology annotation, molecular function: ubiquitin conjugating enzyme binding; ubiquitin protein ligase activity; zinc ion binding. The record is from RefSeq and is a predicted model, not a curated record.
AUGCGGUUGGAAUCAAGUCGAGAUCCUGGUGCUGCCACUGUCCGCUCUGGACGACGGAAACUCAGACCUGGCGAACCAAGCGAUUGGAAUCAGAAGGCCAACGAUGCAGCUCCGCAGCCUCAUACCCGCGGUACAGUCCAAAUACAACGACGUCUGGACCUGGGAACAGCACCGUCGCUGCCGCAGCUGACGAUGCGCAGAAGGGAGUCCAACAAUUCCAAAGCUAUAGACGCCGCCGCCACUCCCACCGUACCUGCAACUGCUGCUGAUGCCGUUGCUGCCGCCGCCGCCGCUGCGAAUGGUGGCCGCUCCAAAAUUCCGCCAUGGCAACCAGGGCUUGCUAGGGCUGCUUCGGAUGCCUACCGUCGCCCAAAGGGCACAUUGAUGGACUCGUACGAUGGGGAGGAUGAGUCUGCCAAUGAGCAACCUUCGCGCCGUACAAGGAGGAACUCUUCACCCCCAAACCAACCUCGUCGCAGAUUAAUGCCUGGUGCAUAUUCCGAGCCCUCGACACACAGAUCAGCGAGCGUCUCGUCGUACGGCGGCGAUGAAGAUGACGAUCAUGGCCUCGAGGUGGAGGAGAUACCACCUGACGGUUCGUCACGUCAUAGCAGACAGCACCUGUCCAGUCGUGAUGAAUAUCUCGAUUCUUCAAGCGAUAGAAACCGCUAUCGAAAGAGAUUUACACCACGGCGGUAUUACUCCGACGACGAGCGGGACUCUGACCCUCCGCUUUCAGCCAGUGAAGUGCCUUCUACUUCGCAUACACGAGAAUCCUCCAGGGUCCGUGAGAGGAGCGAGUCAGCCCAUAAGGCUCAGCGCUAUCAGUUGACGCAUGUCAUUGAAGGUUCACGGCCACCUGUUGCCUCGAGAAAAAGACCUUCAUCGCCAGACAAAUUCUUCAAACUUGAAAAGCAAUCUAAGAUGGAGAAAAGAAAAGGGGUUGAAUGCGUCAUAUGCAUGGAGGAUACUCCGUCGUCAAAGGGAGCGGACCUGAAGUGCGGCCACCGAAUGUGCAAUGCCUGCAUGAAGCGCAACUUUGAAAUGUCGAUUCACGAUCCGCAGCACAUGCCCCCACGCUGCUGCACAAAAAGUCAUAUCCCACUCAAACAUGUGGAUAAGCUAUUCGACAAUGCUUUCAAGAUGACUUGGAACCGCAAGUUUGCUGAGUACUCAACUGGAAACCGAGUCUAUUGCCCAUCAAAGCGUUGUGGUGAAUGGAUCAAGCCAACUAGCUUUUAUCGAGGAGAAGAUGGUAGAAGAGUCGCUCGCUGCGGUCGCUGCAAGACCAAAGUUUGUCCAAAGUGCAGUGGUAAAUGGCACAACUCUACUGAGUGUCCACGUGACGAGGAAACGAACAGAUUCCUCGAUCAAGCAAAGGAGGAGGGUUGGAAGAGAUGUUACAAGUGUAAAUCAAUGGUUGAACUCAAAGAAGGAUGCAACCAUAUGACUUGCCGAUGCGGAGCUGAAUUCUGUAUGAUAUGCGGCACUAAAUGGAAAGGCUGCAGCUGUCCAUGGUUCAACUACGAGAAUGGAACUAAUCCAUGGGAAAACAACCAAGUUCAGGAUUUGAACAUUCCCACUGAAGACCUGAGGAAGAUUCUCCGGGCUAAUAGGCCGAAUUCUAUGGAAGAACUGCGAUCCUACUCAAGGCCCACUUCCUCGAUGCCCGCAACAAGAUCAAAACCUCAGACUUACGACGAGGAGAUGCACCUUCGCCGGCUGCAAGAGCAGCGUGAUGCUGGAUUUGCAAGGAGACUGCAGGUCUCAGAUGAGCACGACGAUGAGCAAGAAGAUGACCGCGACUAUGACCGCGACUAUGACCGUGAUCGUGAUCAUGAUCGUAACCGUGACCGUGACCGUGACCGAGAUCGAAAGCGUGAUCGGAAUCGUGGUCGAGAUCGUGAUUGGGAGCGAGAACGAGAGCGCGAGAACCCCUUUGCUCCCAUCACGCCUGAAGAAGAUGAGGAUGAGAUGGAUUUUGGGCUCAGCGGCAGCAAGCAUCACCAGAUGGAAGAUUAUAGACGAACAAGCUUGCCAACUUUGCCUACCGCAGCCUCAGCCGCACAGCCGCCGGCGCCUUACAACAGCUACGUUUCCGGGGUCAACCGUGCCAGGGGUCCGCAGCGCAGUGGUUCAAUGGAACAGCGUCUGGCUGAUAGGUUGUCAGAGAACCGCCCAGAACGCCGGUCGAGAGGGCCAUCUCCUCCAGCUCCAGCCCCAGCUAUGCGACCCCAUGUACUGCACCCAAGAGAUGCUACCAUUGGACACGCUCCAGAUAUGGGAAUUGGUAUGGCUCUUGGCGCGAUGGGAAGAGGUUCUGCACCACCACCGCCAGCCUAUGCCCCCAUACCGGCGAUGCCCUCGCCCGGAUUGAUGAGGCCGAAUCCCUUUGCAGGAGACGCGUACUACGAUAAUGCGUACACCACCACGCCACGGUCAGUUCACGACCCGUAUUACUACGGAAUGGAGACUGCUGAGACCGAGCUUCCCUCUCCCCGGCGCAGAUCACGGCGCAGUGGAGAAGAGCGCGAGAGACCCAAGUCAUCGACUUUGGCAGGAUUGACGGGGUAUGGCCGAGGUGCGCAUCGGGUGUCGGAGUGGAGGAGUUUUGUUGAACCAGGAUUUCCUGAUGAAUAG